GUCUGAUCUAUAUAAUUUCUCAAAUUGAAGAAUCUCCGGCUUUGUUCUCUCCAUUUCCUGAUUUAUAUUCCAUCUCCAAAUUCCCAAAACUUCAAAGCAAACUUCAAAGCAAAUCAUCAUGUCAGAAGCACAAUUCGAAAAGCCAAGUUCCAGCCUGACAGUAUACCGCGGCUGGCCCACCGUAGGCGCAUACGUCUGGUCCCCCUUCGUCAUCAAGCUUGAGGCGCGCCUACGCUUCUCCGGCACUCCCUACACCACCGACUCAGGCUCUCCCCUGAAAGCCCCGAAAGGGAAGAUCCCCUACAUCGAAUAUACAGACGAAACAAACCGUACAAUUACGCUAGGAGACUCAACCCUCAUCAUCAAUCACCUUACCGACUCUGGCACUCUCCCAGACCUCAACGCCACGCUCUCUCCAGGAAAGAAGGCAAUAGAUCUCGCGCUCCGUGCGCUGCUGGAAGAUAAGCUAUAUUUCUACCACACAUGGGAGCGCUGGACCCAAAACUACUACCGCAUGCGCGACCACGUCCUCUCCGCCCUCCCCUAUCCCAUUCGCGUUCUUGUCGGCCUCCUUGCCUACCGCAAAACGGUCCAGACCCUGUACGGGCAAGGCACAGGACGCUACUCUGCGGAUGAGAUACGCGCGUUCAGGCUCGAGAUCUGGGAGAAUAUCAAUGUUCUACUCGCCGCCUCAAAGGCUGCCUCCACCGUGGACAAUCAUUCGCCGUUCUGGAUCCUUGGGGGUGAGAGUCCGUCAGAGGCCGACGCAGUGGUCUUCGGAUUUGUAGUUUCAGUGCUUGUUUGCACUGCGUCUCCGGAGUCGAGGGCAGUCGUGAGGGGGUUUCCGAUGCUGGUGGAGUAUGCGAAGAGGAUCCACGAGAAGUUUUUCCCGGAUUAUGAGAGGUGGGAGUAGGUUUGUUAUGGCGAAGACUUGAAAAAAGGGUGGGGAAAGUGGACGUGAGAUUUUGAGGUGUUCGGGGCGUUACAUAAGUUUCUGUUUGAAGUUGGGUCUAGAGGGGACCCCUGACGGUGUCAGGUACUUCGAAAAAGAAUAAGAAACUUGGAUGUACUUUCAAAAGUGUUGAUAUCGCC
Molecule: messenger RNA, 1092 nt
Organism: Mytilinidion resinicola
Lineage: Eukaryota; Fungi; Ascomycota; Dothideomycetes; Mytilinidiales; Mytilinidiaceae
Exons: 3
Coding region: 119-913 (264 amino acids)
Source: RefSeq, a predicted model, not a curated record